AUGGACCUGUCGACGUUUCGACAACUGCUGAAGGACGGCAGUGGUAAUGAUGCCGAUAGUGGUGGUGGUGGUGGUGGUGUAGGGCUCAAUGCCUUCUACAUCCCCAGCGCAGAUGAACACCAGAAUGAGUACCCGCCCGAGUUUGCUCGUCGACGACAAUUUGCCACUGGCUUCACGGGUUCUGCUGGUCCGUCCGUUGUCACGGAGACAAAGGCAGCAAUGUGGACGGACGGUCGUUACUGGGUUCAAGCACAACAGCAACUGGACACGAGCCAGUGGACGCUCAUGAAAACUGGUGUGUGGUCUCAGGGCUGCCCCAGUGUGGAGGAGUUUCUCACAAAGGAGCUCAAGCCCGGUGACAAGGUUGGCAUUGACCCACGGCACGUGCAGCACUCUGCAUUUGAAUCCAUGCGCAGCGCAUUGGCAAAGGCAAAGGUUGCACUGGUUCCUGUGUCGGAGAACCCCGUUGAUGAGCUCUGGGGCGACAGCGAUCGUCCGCCCGCCCCAUCCGGUGACAUCUUUGCGCUGGAUGACAAGUACACCGGGCAAACUGUGAAUGACAAGCUGGCGGCUGUGCGCGGUGUGUUGCAGACGAAUGGCUGCUCCUCCCUCGUCGUCACGGCGCUGGAUGAAGUUGCUUGGCUCUUCAACCUCAGGGGCAGCGAUGUCCCGUACUCCCCAGUGUUUCUGGCCUAUGCACUCGUCACGCAGGACGCCGUCACCAUCUACACGGACGAGCACAGGUUUGCCCCCGCUGUCCUUCCACGCCUCCAGCGGUCCUCCGUCUCUGUGAAACCUUAUGGCGCAUUCUUUGAUGACAUUGCCACGCAAGCGCCCAUCCUCACAGAGCACGGCGACAUCUGGGUUGGUGACAAGUGCACGGAGGCCCUCUGGCGUCUCAUCCCACGCAACAAGGCGUGCGUGAAGAUGACGCCCACAAACGAGCUCAAGGCUAUCAAGAACGACACAGAGUUGCAGGGCAUGCGAAACUGUCACAUUCGCGAUGGUGUUGCUCUUUGUCGCUUUUUUCACUGGAUGGAUGCGCAAUUCGACGGCCAGCGCGGGUCGGGCAUGAAGCUCACGGAAAUCACUGUUGCCGAUAAAGUCGAGGAGUUUCGACGGUACGAGGAGGAUUUCGUCAGUCUGAGUUUCCCUUCCAUCUCCAGUGUUGGCGGCAACGCAGCAAUGCCGCAUUACACCCCAGAUGUGUCGACAUGCAAAGUCGUCGACAACCAGCAUGUCUACCUCCUUGACAGCGGUGCCCAGUACUUGGACGGUACGACGGACGUGACGCGAACGGUGCACUUUGGCGAGCCGACGGCGGAGGAGAAGCGUGCCUUCACCGCUGUUCUCAAGGGCCACAUUGCUCUGGCUCGCUCCAUCUUCCCCACAGGAACUGACGGUCGCACGCUUGACGCUCUCGCUCGCGCCCCAAUCUGGCAGUUUGGCCUGACAUACACGCAUGGCACUGGCCACGGCGUCGGCUCGUUCCUCAACGUGCACGAAGGGCCGAUGCUGCUCUCCUUCAAAAAAGGAGCAGCCACGCAUGAGGGCUUGCAUGCAGGCAAUGUGGUGACGAUUGAGCCCGGUUACUACCAAGAAAACGACUUUGGCAUUCGCAUUGAGAAUGUGGAGAUUGUGGCGCCGUCGCUGGAGCAGAGCGGAUUCCUGCAGUUUGAAGCUGUCACGCUCGUCCCCAUCCAGGCGAAGAUGAUUGAUCGUGAUUUGCUCACAGCAGAAGACAUCAAGUGGAUCAACGACUAUCACGACAGUGCGUGUCGCCAAGUCAUUGGACAGCAACUUCAGGAGCGCGGCCUGGUGGAGGUCAUGGAGUGGCUGCACGCAAGCACGAUGCCGCUCUAA
Salpingoeca rosetta is the source of this 1863-nucleotide messenger RNA. RefSeq lists its product as uncharacterized. The record is from RefSeq and is a predicted model, not a curated record. Gene Ontology annotation, molecular function: metalloaminopeptidase activity. The transcript has 22 exons. The coding region runs from base 1 to 1863 and encodes 620 amino acids. NCBI's taxonomy places the organism in Eukaryota, Choanoflagellata, Craspedida, Salpingoecidae.